AUGUACAACCCAUCGGCAGGCCGCGCGACGGGCUAUGCAUUGGACCAGAUGGAGCUAGACCCGCCGACGAAUGCCGAGGAGUCGGACGCGGUGGAGGUCGAUGACAUUGACAAGACAGUGUUCCUAGCCGAUUCCACCAUGGACUUUGACGACCGCAUCUCCUCGUACACGAAGUCCAUGACGGAGAGCAACUGCAAGUUCGAGAUCGACGACGUCGAAAGUACAUGGUACAUGGAUGCACCUUUUGACUUCAUCCACGUCCGCUACAUGGCAUGCUCUCUGCGCGACUGGCCGGCAUUCGUAGGAAGAGUUUACGAGUAA
Messenger RNA from Colletotrichum chrysophilum, 321 nucleotides. RefSeq lists its product as uncharacterized. Lineage: Eukaryota; Fungi; Ascomycota; Sordariomycetes; Glomerellales; Glomerellaceae. The record is from RefSeq and is a predicted model, not a curated record. The coding region runs from base 1 to 321 and encodes 106 amino acids. The transcript is spliced from 4 exons.